CCAAUGCAGUUAGUUGAGUAGGAAAUAUAAUAGUUUUAUCACAAAGUUAUUUAGAACUCACGCAUUCAUCUCAUUGUUUUAUUGAUAACGGUGUAUUGUGUGGAUACUGUUCAUUUUAUCAGUAGAUUCGUGAUAUUCGUAACGAUAUAGGUAUUCUUGAAAACAAUAGUACAAUUUGGUUUGAUAGGAGUGGUUUGUUGUGAAAAAUGCGCUCACGCCGAGCACAAACGAUUAGUAAAUAUAGGUAACGUGAGUCAUUGACGUGUGUAACAUGUUUUCAUAGUUUAGUAAUGAGUGCCAAGGUGACGGGUGGUGGGUGAGGACGCGCCGCAUCCGCAGUUUAUCUCGGCCGCCGCGCCGGAGCUCGCAGCUACUUGUCGAGGACCACCGUAGGAGGGAUACUUGUCGGGAUAUCGCAGAACAUGGCAUACCCGAGCGGGCCGCCACCGGCACCCCCAGCACAGUCGCUGGGCUCCACCAACACUGUGUUCAUCACUGAGACACGCUUCGAUUUCUCAUACAUUGUCACUCCGCCUGGCAUCAUUAAAGCUGUGCUUGUUGUGUUGAACUUGCUGUGCUUCAUCAGCAUCGAGGCGAGCGCGUUCCGCUCGAACGGGCGCGGCGUGUACUUCGUGUUCGUGUCGCUGGUGGGGCUGGUGUUCACCGGCGGGCUGCUACUCAUGUACCUCUACCACGUCGUCGAGAAGUACCACAACUUCAAGUGGCUCAAGGUGGAGAUGGUGGGGUGUGUGGUGCUGACGUUCCUGAACCUGAUCGCGGCCACGAUGGCGGUGGCCUUCGGCAACGCCGCCUACUCCGCUGCGGGGUUCUUCGGGUACCUGGCGAUGGUGUUGUACGGUGUGGACGCGUUCCUGAAAGCCAAGGCGCUGAAGGCGGGCGAGCUGGCGCAGGGCUGCCGCGUCCACACCAAGCAGACGCACAUCACCACGCCGCCCGCGCUGCCCUAGUCACACUGAGGGCGUCGGCACCGCGGCGGACCGGAACUCGAUUUCCACCGGCUUGUUUUUCUUCAUCCAGUUGAGUAGUUUUCUGAGUCUUAUGAAGAAAAACCAAAUAAGCUCCUGCUUCUCUGCAAAUACUUUAGACGCGUCGUUAUUGAUUAUAUACCUAGGUACAUACCCCACAUAUUAUCCUACCCGUUAGUGUCGCCGCGCCGCUACUUGCGUGUCCAACCACUGCGAGCAACACUCGUUCACUGCAUUGACUAGACUAGAGGUCGGAUAGAUCAAAUCAAAAGCGUUGUAAUUAAAAUAUAAAUUGAUGUAUUACUAAAAUUAUUCUCUAGUUCAGUUACCUGAGUAUAUGUUCGGUCAAGGUCUUCCUUAGGGUAAUGGCCGCGACUGUCGUCAUCGUCAACGAGAUCACAAAGUUUUAAAAGGCAUGCUGCGCGUUAAGCCGGCCUUUUACCUUUUGAAUGAUAUUUCUUUGGGAACGGGAUCCUGAAGUGUUUAUUGGAGUGGAGGGUAACGUAUUUAAUAUUUAUUAAGUAAUUCUUGAUCAGUUGUAAUCAUGGAAAUGUGUACCUCAAAUGUACUUAUCUAAUUUAUGUUAGUUUUAAGCGAUGAUAUUAUUAUUGUUUGUGAUAUUCGUUAAUAAAUCACUAAUUACUUACUUGUAAAUAACGUUAGUUAAGUUAAAAUAUUACCUACUUUACCUUAACAUAUCUUCAUAGGCAUUUAUUAACUAACUAUGAGAUUUUAAGAAUACAAAACCUCUAAGAAUAAAAUUGUAUGAAACCAGAUAUCCAUUUCUUAAUAAUGAAUUGUAAGUAGUUUUGUUUUUGACUGUAUUUUGUUUCUUAAUUAAUACAAACGAUAAUUUUAUUAAUGGAUCUUCAACAUAUACCUUCACCUGUUCUUAUGGACCUUAUAGUUUGGUGGUGUUCCACUCCAACUACUUCUGAUGGUCAUCUUAAGUAGGUACUUACCUACCUCUAUGAAUUAAUGUACAUCCGUCCGUACUUGUUAUCUUAUUAGCUCAUGUUUGUGUCAAAUAUAAUGUUUACACUAUUGGUCCAAUCUUAGUACAUUGCACACAUUUUAUAAUAUUUUACAGUAUAUUUUCAUGGCAUUUAUUUAGCUAGCGCAGCCGCGAGCUCGGUUACAUACAGGCCGUCGCAGAGUAAAGUCGUUGACAAUUUUUACAAGUUAGAUAAAAUUGAUAUACAGUUAUGGCGAGUCACAUUUCUUUCCUUGUUCUCCUGUAGGUAGCAUUUUGAUUCGUUUUGGAAUUGACACCAAGCCAAGUAAAUAAGGCUAAUUGAAACAAGUGUCUAUGGGAUUGAUUGUCUGUGUGAGAGUGUGCGGAAUUGUUUUCUAAUGUUAAGGAAUGUUUUAUUAAUACUAUAUAUGUCGUUUUAUCACGCUCAUAUUUUAGCCAAAUUAGCUAAAGUUAAUCUUUAGAUAUAGAAAUCCAUCUCUUUCUCAUAUUAUGUACCACUCCAUAGAAAUAAGUUACGUUCUUAUUUUAAGGUCUGUCGUCAACUUGUCCUGACUCGCUCGCUUCGCUCUCCUACACCUUACACACACACACACACACUCUCUCACAUACACACAUUCAUUCACAUACACACCCUCACAUGCUCACUCUCACACAUUUUUAGGGUUCCGUAGCCAAAUGGCAAAAAACGGAACCCUUAUGGAUACGUCAUGUCUGUCUGUCUGGUGUCCGUCCGUAUGUCACAACCACUUUUUUCCGAAACUAUAAGAACUAUACUGUUGAAACUUGGUAAGUAGAUGUAUUCUGUGAACCGCAUUAAGAUUUUUACAUACAACUAGAAAAAAAAACAAUAAACUUUGGGGGUUCGCCAUACUUAGAACUGAAACUCAAAAAAACAUUUUCAUCCAACCCAUACGUGUGGGGUAUCUAUGGAUAGGUCUUCAAAAAUGAUAUUGAGGUUUCUAAUAUUAUUUUUUUCUAAACUGAAUAGUUUGCGCGAGACACUCCCAAAGUGGUAAAAUGUGUCCGCCCCCGCUGUAACUUCUAAAAUAAGAGAAUGAUAAAACUAAAAAAAAUAUGUGAUGUACAUUACCUUGCAAACUUCCACCGAAAAUUGGUUUGAACGAGAUCUAUUAAGUAGUUUUUUUUUUAAUACGUCAA
This is a messenger RNA of Cydia splendana, 3120 nucleotides long. Its product is annotated as plasmolipin-like. Bases 423 to 968 code for a protein of 181 amino acids. Gene Ontology annotation, cellular component: membrane. The record is from RefSeq and is a predicted model, not a curated record. The transcript is spliced from 5 exons. NCBI's taxonomy places the organism in Eukaryota, Metazoa, Arthropoda, Insecta, Lepidoptera, Tortricidae.